This is a messenger RNA of Juglans microcarpa x Juglans regia, 872 nucleotides long. Its product is annotated as putative invertase inhibitor. The coding region runs from base 39 to 590 and encodes 183 amino acids. The transcript has a single exon. The record is from RefSeq and is a predicted model, not a curated record. Lineage: Eukaryota; Viridiplantae; Streptophyta; Magnoliopsida; Fagales; Juglandaceae. Gene Ontology annotation, molecular function: enzyme inhibitor activity.
CUUCACAUGAUUUGCAUAGAAUUAUUCUUCAAACAAAAAUGAGGCUUCCCUUCUUUUACCUCUCCCUCCCUAUUUGGUUCUUCCUCGUGUUCUCCAUCUUCCAUGCCAUAAAUGGCAAUAAUCUCAUCCCAGAAACCUGCAAAAAAUGCGCGCAGCAGGACCCAAACCUAAUCUACAACUUCUGCGUGACCUCUCUGCAAGCAGCCCCAGAAAGCUACAGUGCUUCCGAUCUUCGUGAACUUGGAAAGAUCUCGAUCAACUUAAUCAACCUCAACGUUACAAACACGACGCGCCGCGUCAAGAAGCUCCUGGAGAACAAAAAAUUGGACCCUUAUGUUAAGGCAUGCUUGAAUGACUGCUAUAAUCUGUAUUCCAAUGCUGGUACUGCGACCAAACAAGCCAUGAAAGACUACAAGAACAAACACUACAAAGAUGCUAACAUCGAAGUGAGUUCGAUCAUCGAUGCCUCUACAACCUGUGAAGACGGUUUCAAGGAGAAGAAAGGUGUGGUUUCGCCUUUAACAAAGAUAAACAACGAUACGUUUCAGUUGUCUGCUAUUGCGCUUUCGAUUAUCAGUAUGCUAAGUUGAUUAUCACGCACCUCGGAAACUAAGGUCCAGUUGGGAAUUGUCUGAUCUUUUUUCACUAUUUUGAACCUGAUCAUGAUCUCUGGUUCUUGUUAUUAUUAUUUUUUUUUAUAAUUUCUUCCUUAAUUAUUCUUUUAAUUAGCAGCUUAAUUAUAUAUGGACAAUAUUAUUGUUGGGGUGGCAUAUGUUGUUCUCAUGAUUCAUGAGAUGAUGUCGACAUAUAUUGUCUUCAUGUUGAUUGUAGUUUGAAAGUUUCUUUUGGUAUAUAAAAAUAAAUUGACUGGA